This is a messenger RNA of Magallana angulata, 897 nucleotides long. RefSeq lists its product as uncharacterized. The record is from RefSeq and is a predicted model, not a curated record. NCBI's taxonomy places the organism in Eukaryota, Metazoa, Mollusca, Bivalvia, Ostreida, Ostreidae. Bases 1 to 897 code for a protein of 298 amino acids. The transcript has a single exon.
AUGCUCCUGGGCAUAGAUUUUAUGCAGGAGCAUGGAGUUCAAUUGCACUGCAGCACAGGGGAAUUCCGCGUCGGGGCAAGUCUGACGAUACAGCCCAUGUGUAAGGCAAACCCAAACUCUCCCUCCAUGCAAGCUGUCUCGGUGCGUCGCGUGCGUCUACCCCCAUUGUCAGUGGUGGUGAUUGAUUGCGGGAUAACCGAUGAAAUCUUAGAAUUUAUUCUUGAGCCCUUAGAUAAAUUUUCGGUUUGGGUAAUUUCGUCGAGGUCAUUUAACAAGUCCGAAACAAGGGGCGAGUUGUGGCUCAUGAACCUCACGCCGAGGGCGCACAUUUUUCGGCAGGGUCAGCCCUUUGCCACUGCAGCACUUGCGACCGAAGUAGGGAUUCCAGAGGCGUCAGUAAGGCAAAUCAGAACGGAAAGUUCUUCCAAAGUACCCAGUCACAUCGAAGGGAUACUCGAUGACAUUCGGAUAAAUGCUCUACCUGGCGAUGAGGCGGUGGGGCUUAUAACACAGUACUCAGAUGUAUUCGCCGUUUGUGACUUAGAUCUGGGCGAGUUCGCAGCUAUCGAGCAUCACAUCGAAACUGGAGAGGCACGGCCUGUUAAGCAACGCAUGCGCAGGACCCCAGUGGUCUUCCAAGGGGAGGAAAAGGGACACCUAGACCGUAUGCUGGCUGCAGGGUUAAUACCACCAUCCACAGACGGUUCUGUGCGGUGGUGCAUUGGUUAUAGAGCACUUAACAAGGUGACCGUUAUAUACACCUACCCGUUCCCACUCAUCGAGGAGUGCCUCAACACGCUUGCGGGUAACCUCUGGUUUUCAAAACUUGAUGCCAACGCGGCGUAUUGGCAGAUUAAGGUCAGCCCGAGGAUCGGAAAAGACUACGUUCAUAACUAA